GUCCUGCAAGUUCAAUCCAAUCUCUUUGCUCAGAAUUCAAAAGCUUAUCAAACUUUUCUAUCGAAAGCUAACGACAGCACAUCUCGCCAGAGCAAGUUAAAAUGGGUUUCUGCAACGACCUCGUCUGCUGUCCCUGCCGGGCUCUUCAGCUGGUUGUGGAUGCCCUUGUGGUGGUCCUGUGCUGCCCAUGCAGGUGUAUGUGCGGCUGCCCUGCCACUGCAACGGAGGGUGCAGGGCCAGUUGUGCGCUAAGGCACCAUGCGGCACCCUUGAAGGUACUGGAAUCCCAAAGAAUAAUGCUCGGGAGCAUAUUCACAAGGAGCAUGAACAAGUUUGUGCAGCAUGUCCGCAUGCCUGUGCAGUUUUGCUGGACAUCCAAUUUUAUACAACGUUAGCGUGAGUGGCGCGUGCAGCCAUGCCUGCCUGAAAGGCGCUUGCAAGCCUUUGAUGAAUGAUCUUGCCAAAACGCCGAAGGAUUUUGUUGCAUCGAGUUGUGUCAUGUCUUUUUGAAUGUGUUGAGUUGGUUUGUCUAUUUCAGCAUACAUGUCUGGUUCUCUAACCUAAGAGGUCUGUCCCAGUGCAGGAUAGCAGUUGGUAGGGCAGGGCAGUAGGGUGUCUGAAUGGGUGCCUUGUGUUUAUGAUGGCAAGCUUAUUAGGCCAGCUGGCAUUGCAUUCCAGAGUCUCAAUUCGUUCAGGGUGACUAGCCAUCCUUGAUCAAUGUAUCCACAAUAAUCAACAGCAAUCUAAAGUACAACCUGACGUCAACAGAUGAGAUCCUGUCUCUGUUAGCUUUCAGUAUUCUUGAUGGGUAGUGUUAAUACCUGACUUGCAAAGAAACCCAAGAAUGAAAUGUGGCAACCACCCAAACGUUCAAUGUCAAUGGGACACAUGUAGAGUUCUUUGCACAAUACUGAGUAUUAAUCACACUGGAUGAGGGAAAUUUUUACAACCACCAGUCCCAAUGGCCAGAUUCACCGAUCUGACGACCAGAGUCAAGGAAAGCUCCGCGUUUGUCUCGAGGAUUGCAGAAGAAGUUCACAUAAAUUCACAAGAGGCAUGGAAUGCAGCAUACGCGAUUGGUACCGAACAACUCGAGCAAUUGACUUCUCUAAGGGCCUUCAACUCAGAUCUGCACUACAUCGACAAAGGACCCCUGACUAUCUUAUACCUGCUCUGCAUGGAUGCGAUCAAUUGCUGUUUCUGGCCUCAGCCUGGGCUUGAAUAUGAGCAUCUGGCGAGAGGUCUGAAGGAGGCCCUAUUGCGUGACAAGAAAGCUUUGGAUGCUGGCAGGCUGGCAUGCAUCACUGGCAGCCAACUGCAGGAGCUUCUCUCACUGAGAAAACCCAUGCCGGCACAAGACACACGGGCAGGCCUCCUGAGAGAGGUGGGUCAGCAGUUGCUGGCUUGCUUUGAUGGACGGCCGGAGCGGCUCAUUGCCCAAGCGCAAGGGUCUGCGGCACGGCUUGUUGACAUUGUCACAGAAACCUUCCCAGGCUUUCGGGACUGCACAGUGUACAAGGGCCGCGAGGUGUGGUUUCUCAAGAGGGCUCAGAUAUUUGUUGGGGAUGUUUGGGGAGCCUUCCAAGGCCAGGGCCUGGGGAGGUUUGAGGACAUAUCACAGCUGACAAUGUUUGCAGACUACCGGGUGCCAGUCGUGCUGCGCCAGAUGGGCAUCCUGGUCUACUCGGACCAGCUCGCCCACAAAGUGGAAGGUGGUGAGGAGUUGGCAGCUGGCAGUAAGGAGGAGGUAGAAAUCAGGGCGUGCACCAUCGAGGCAGUGGAGGCGCUGAAGCGCGCUCUGCAGGAGAGGUCAAGCAAGGAUGGCUGUGUUGUGCCCCACAGCGUGCAGCUGGACUGGUUUCUGUGGGAGACAGGGGAAAAGGAGAGGGAAACAGCCCCCCCACAUCACCGAACGCAGACCACCUUCUACUGACGGACUGCUGUCGAUGAUUGUUUUGUAUGGAGAUGAUUUUGUAACAUGAUGGUGCCACCAUGGCAGCAAGAUGCACCGAUAUAUACACUGUUGUCAUUACCGUGUUGGCAUUUGUACGCUGCAGAAAGGCCUGUGCAAUAAUGGUUUAUUUGGUUGCUUUGUGUGUUUGCGUGCUGUUCUCGUGUUACUCUGUACUGGGUACAAGUGCCACUAGUGCCUGCUCUGGAGAUCUCUGAAGAUGCGCAUUUGUUCUGGUGAAUGCCAGUGUAAGACAUUGCAUACGCUC
This is a messenger RNA of Coccomyxa subellipsoidea C-169, 2218 nucleotides long. RefSeq lists its product as hypothetical. NCBI's taxonomy places the organism in Eukaryota, Viridiplantae, Chlorophyta, Trebouxiophyceae, Coccomyxaceae. The record is from RefSeq and is a predicted model, not a curated record. Bases 961 to 1932 code for a protein of 323 amino acids. The transcript has 12 exons.